This is a messenger RNA of Chroicocephalus ridibundus (black-headed gull), 756 nucleotides long. Its product is annotated as olfactory receptor 10C1-like. The record is from RefSeq and is a predicted model, not a curated record. Gene Ontology annotation, biological process: G protein-coupled receptor signaling pathway. The coding region runs from base 1 to 756 and encodes 251 amino acids. The transcript has a single exon. Gene Ontology annotation, cellular component: membrane. Gene Ontology annotation, molecular function: G protein-coupled receptor activity; olfactory receptor activity. Lineage: Eukaryota; Metazoa; Chordata; Aves; Charadriiformes; Laridae.
AUGUAUUUCUUGCUCUCUCAGCUGUCCUUUUUGGAUAUCUGCUAUUUGUCAGUCAUUGUCCCAAAGAUUCUUGAGAAUCUAAUAGUGGGAACAAUAGGUAUUUCCAAGAAAGGAUGUGCAAUGCAAAUGUUUUUCUUCCUUUUCUUUGGAGUUGCAGAAUGUUUUCUGUUGGCUGCUAUGUCAUUUGACCGUUACAUGGCAAUACGCUACCCCUUGCAUUACGCUGUCAUUAUGAAGAGUAGAGUCUACAAAAGCCUGGUUGCUGGAACUUAUGUUUGUGGGACUGCUGUCGGCUUAGUGCAUACCAUUAUAACAUUCAGCUUACCAUUCUGUGGUCUUACCAUCAACCACUUCUGUGAGAUUCAACCCCUCUUGGAACUGCUUUGUGCUAACACUUCCCCAACUGAAAUUCAAGUCAUUGUGGUAGCUGUCCUUGCUGUUGUGGGUCCCUUCUUACUCAUCAUUUAUUCAUAUAUUCGCAUCAUUUUCACAAUUCUUGAGAAGUCAUCAGCUGAAAGCCAGCAGAAGGCAUUUUCCACUUCCUCCUCACACCUUUUAGUUGUAACUCUUUUCUAUGGUACAGCAAGCUCCAUGUAUUUGCAGCCAAAAUCCAGCUACUCUGCAUCUGUUGAUAAGUUGCUGUCACUUUCUUAUACUGUGGUGACUCCUUUAUUGAAUCCUAUUAUCUAUAGUUUGAGGAAUGAGGAGGUGAAAGGAGCCCUGAGAAAAAGAUGGAGGAAAAUUAUUUUUGCAUGA